ACUGUUUAGUUUCUUAUAGUCUACACAGAACCUGUAUUCACAUUUUCCCUUGUUUUUACCAUGUAUUGUUUUUUUCCAAAUAAAAGAAUUGUAAUAAUUUUAGUUUCAGUCAUUUUAGUUAAGGACAAAAGUUGUCAAUGAUUAAUGCAGCGUGAAAAAUUAGCUAUUCAUAUCAUUGUUUCUAACAGAAAGCCUGUUAAAGAUGCAGUCUGUGAUUCAGUUUCGCGAAAGGUUGUUGAUAUUUGUGCUCAACAGCCAAUCAAAUUACACCCCUUCCGUCUGUGCUCCUGAAGUACCAUGUUAAUCGGCUGGGAUUGUUUAUGGCUCGAUAAAAAAAAAACUGUAUGUGAGUAUGUGUUCAGAAUCACUGAUCUCACCUCCAAUAGGCCUACACAUAAACAUCAAGAACACAAAUACAUAUUUCGACUAUUUACUUCACCGCAGAAUUCUCAUUCAUGAUAAGCCCACUCAAGAGAAUUGUGUCACCAGAGUGUGCCGCGCACAACCUGUGACAGCAACUCAUUUUCAGUAAACAUGUUUUCAUCUAAUCCCCAUACAAUAGACGUCAUUAAGCUUCCUAAAUUUAACCUCAGUCUAGGAUAUAAACAUGAUGACCAACUUCAUUGCCUGCUAGUGGCAAGAACCUAGGACCUCCUAUACUUCUAACAAUUAUCUUUCAACACAGCAAUCUCUACCAGGACUUUUAUGGAGUGAUUUUACUCUCAGUGGAAGUUUUUUUUUACUUUUUACUAGGUCAAUGGAUCUCACUGUUGGGACUGAACUGAACUUUUGCUUAAAUUACACAUGUGAAGAUGCUCAUAGGACAACAGUCACUGUACUUCUCUAUGCAGGUGUGACAGCAGUGAUCAUUCUGACUGUGUGUGGAAACUUGCUUGUGAUCAUCUCCAUCUUGCACUUCAAGCAGCUCCACACACCGACAAACUUCUUAAUUCUUUCUCUUGCUACAGCUGACAUGAUGGUUGGUGUCAUUGUCAUGCCAUUGCAGUUUAUAACAAAAACCUUAUGCUGGCACAUGAGCACUACACUUUGCUAUUUUUCACUGCUGUGCUCAUUCCACUUCACCUUUGUUUCUAUUUACAAUGUGACGUUAAUUUCCCUGGAUCGAUUUUAUGCUCUGAGCAACCCAUUUCAGUACUCAAACAAUAUCACCCUCAAAGUCACCUCUGUUCUUAUCUGCUUAAAUUGGUUCCUUUCAUUGUGCUAUAAUCUGUUUUUUAUUUAUUUAAAUGUAACUGGAAAUGGUGAUGUGGUGUGUUUUGGGGAGUGCCCUGUAGUGGUGAAUGAGACUUGGGCAGUCAUAGACCUUUUUGUUAUUUUUGUCAUACCAUGUUCUGUGAUGAUUAUUUUGUACACAAAAAUAUUUGCUAUUGCUAGAAAACAUGCAAAAAACAUCAACAUCACCAGAAAUUAUGGCGAGUGCGUUCCUAAAGCUUCAGAAAGGAAAGCAGCCACCACACUUGGUAUUCUGGUGAUUGUAUUUGUUGCAUGUUUGUUGCCCUAUUUCUUGUGUAUUGAGUUGAGUCCUAUUAUUCCAUAUACAUUAUUUGAUCAGGUCCUUGAUGCAACUCUGACCAUAUUACAACUGAACUCUGCUAUUAAUCCAAUAAUUUAUGCCCUCUUCUACCCCUGGUUCCAAAGAUGCGCAAAACUCAUUCUCAUGCUAAACAUUUUCAAUCCUGGCUCCUCUCUAAUCAAUGUACUUUCAAAAAAUUGAUAGGUGUGAAUAUAAAUAAAUUCAUCAGAUGUUCAUUAAAAAAACUAGGUAUUCAAAUAUAUUUCUAUAUGUCAUCAUUAAUACUUAAUUAAUAUUACAGACAUUCAUUUUCAGAAACACUAUCCAUGUUCCAUUACACAUUUACCUUUUAAAUUGAAUUUGUAAUUAUUAUGCGUC
Molecule: messenger RNA, 1912 nt
Organism: Clupea harengus (Atlantic herring)
Lineage: Eukaryota; Metazoa; Chordata; Actinopteri; Clupeiformes; Clupeidae
Product: trace amine-associated receptor 13c-like
Biological process (GO): G protein-coupled receptor signaling pathway
Cellular component (GO): membrane
Molecular function (GO): trace-amine receptor activity
Source: RefSeq, a predicted model, not a curated record